Candidozyma duobushaemuli is the source of this 3237-nucleotide messenger RNA. It is a transcript of the gene POL3, whose product is annotated as DNA-directed DNA polymerase delta. NCBI's taxonomy places the organism in Eukaryota, Fungi, Ascomycota, Pichiomycetes, Serinales, Metschnikowiaceae. Gene Ontology annotation, biological process: nucleotide-excision repair, DNA gap filling; base-excision repair, gap-filling; DNA replication proofreading. Gene Ontology annotation, cellular component: delta DNA polymerase complex. Gene Ontology annotation, molecular function: DNA binding; DNA-directed DNA polymerase activity; 3'-5'-DNA exonuclease activity. The transcript has a single exon. Bases 1 to 3237 code for a protein of 1078 amino acids. The record is from RefSeq and is a predicted model, not a curated record.
AUGUCACAAGAUCCCAAUGCUCUUAAAAGAGCGUGGUAUCAGAGUCAAGAAGGAGCACACUCGUUGCCUGCUGGAUCUCAAAACAUAGAUUCCAAGCUCGAGCUUUCUGAGUCUCAGCAGCAGUUGCUUAAGCGUGUUAAGAGACCUAACGGGAAUGAAGAGCCGCUGGAGUUCGAAAAAGAGCUUGUGGAGAUGACAGAACUGGCACUGGCUUUUCUGGGAGAGCUGCAGAGCUGGAAAAGACCUCCAUUGCCCAAAGAUUAUGCAUCCAAGGAUAUCACAUUCCAGCAGCUAGAUGCUGAGGAGGCUACGCAUGGAGACGAGUCCAGUGCCCGUUUCUUCGGUAUUACAGAUGAAGGGCAUUCCGUUCUUUGUAAUGUCACGGGCUUCUUGCAUUAUUUCUACGUACCCGUGCCAAGGGGCUUCUUUCCAGACCAGCAUUUGACUCAGUUCAUCUCAUACUUGAAGGCCAACUACUUUGGCAUCGAGACUGUCGAAAUCGUCAACAAAGAGCUGAUCUGGGGCUUCAACAAUAAUAACAAGUCGCCGUUCUUCAAGGUCAUUGUGAAUAACGCGAGAAAUAUCACCAAGGUAAGAGGCGCCUUUGAAAGAGGCGAGGUUCGCUUUGAACAGCUCUUUCCGCCAACAUGUGUCAGUUACGAUAAUAUCAACUACUUGCUUCGAAUGAUGAUUGAUUGUGGUAUCACCGGUAUGUCGUGGAUUACCGUCCCUGCCGGGGCUUACGAGCUCACUGAAAAAGACCUCAAGGUGUCUACUUGUCAGAUCGAGUGCACCGUUGACUACAGAAAAUUGAUCUCGCAUCCAUCGGAGGGUGAAUGGUUGAAAAUGGCUCCUCUACGUAUCAUGUCGUUUGAUAUCGAGUGUGCCGGCAGAAAGGGCGUGUUUCCCGAAGCCAACCAGGACCCUGUCAUUCAAAUUGCCAAUGUCAUCUCCAGGUAUGGUGAGCCCAGGCCGUUUGUGCGUAACGUUUUCACAGUCAAAAGCUGUCUUCCCAUCAUCGGAUCUGAGAUUUUCUCGAACGAGGAGGAAAGAGACAUGCUUAUGGCUUGGAGAGACUUCGUUGUUAAAGCUGAUCCUGAUGUCAUUAUUGGCUACAACACCGCCAAUUUCGAUCUUCCGUAUCUUCUUGAUAGAGCCAAGGCUCUAAAUAUUCCAAAAUUCCCCUACUUCGGAAGAAUGGUGAACAUACGGCAGGAAGUCAGCAACUCCACUUUCAGUUCCCGUGCUUACGGUACCCGUGAAAACAAGGUUGUCAACAUCGAUGGCAGAAUGCAGCUUGACUUGUUGCAGUUUAUCCAAAGAGAGUACAAGUUACGUUCGUACACUUUGAACUCGGUCUCUGCCCACUUCUUGGGUGAACAGAAAGAAGAUGUCCAGCAUUCUAUUAUUACCGACCUUCAGAAUGGUACUGCUGAAACGAGGCGAAGAUUGGCAGUAUACUGUUUGAAAGAUGCCUACCUUCCUUUGCGUUUGCUCGAAAAAUUGAUGUGUUUGGUCAACUACACCGAAAUGGCAAGAGUCACUGGUGUUCCUUUCUCGUAUCUCUUGGCCAGAGGACAGCAGAUUAAGGUUAUUUCCCAGCUUUUCCGGAAGUGUUUGCAAGAAGAUAUCGUUGUGCCUAACAUGAAGAGUGAAGGAAGUAACGAAGAGUAUGAAGGUGCCACAGUCAUUGAGCCCAUUAGGGGAUACUACGACGUGCCAAUUGCCACUUUGGAUUUCAGCUCUUUGUAUCCCUCCAUUAUGAUGGCUCACAACUUGUGUUAUACCACACUUUUGAACAAACAAUCGAUUAAAGCAUACAAUUUGUCAGAGGAUGACUACACGCAUACGCCAAAUGGUGACUACUUUGUUAAGGAGACGAAGAAGAAGGGAAUUCUCCCCACUAUUUUAAAUGAGUUGUUGACCGCAAGAAAGAAAGCCAAGGCAGAUCUUAAGAAAGAAAGUGAUCCAUUCAAGCGAGAUGUGCUUAAUGGUAGACAGCUAGCAUUAAAAAUUUCUGCCAACUCCGUUUAUGGUUUUACGGGCGCUACUGUGGGUAAAUUACCCUGUCUUGCGAUCUCCUCAUCCGUCACUGCUUUUGGUAGAGAAAUGAUUGAAAAGACGAAAAAUGUUGUUCAAGACAAAUACAACACAGGUAAUGGCUACACUUAUGAUGCUCAGGUCAUUUAUGGUGAUACGGAUUCUGUCAUGGUAAAGUUUGGACAUCAAGACUUGGAAACGUGUAUGAAGUUGGGAGAAGAAGCAGCAGCAUAUGUCUCCACUAAAUUUAUUAAGCCCAUCAAGUUGGAGUUCGAAAAGGUCUAUUUCCCAUAUCUUUUGAUCAACAAAAAGAGAUACGCUGGUUUGUACUGGACUAACCCGGAGAAGUUCGACAAGAUGGACACAAAGGGUAUCGAGACAGUGAGAAGAGACAAUUGCCGCUUGGUUCAAAAUGUGAUCACAAGGGUUUUGGAGUACAUUUUGGAGGAAAGAAACGUUCCAAAGGCAGAAAGAUUUGUCAAGCAAACUAUCGCUGACUUGUUGCAGAACAGAGUCGAUUUAUCGCAACUAGUCAUUACCAAAGCGUUUUCGAAGUACGAAUACGACAGUAAGCAAGCUCACGUCGAGCUCGCUAAACGAAUGAGGAAGAGAGAUGCUGGUUCAGCUCCAACCCUAGGUGACAGAGUUGCUUAUGUCAUCAUCAAUGCAUCAAGUUCCAAGAACUACGAAAAGUCCGAGGACCCCCUUUACGUUUUGGAGAACUCUCUUUCCAUCGACGUCAAAUACUAUUUGGAGAAUCAACUUUCAAACCCCUUGUUGAGAAUUUUCGAGCCUAUUCUCGGUGAGAAAAAGGCAAAGGAAUUGCUUGCCGGUGCACAUACGAGAACUAUCAAGAUGAGUGCACCAAAGGGUGGUGGAUUGAUGAAGUUUGCAAAGAAAGCGGAACUAUGCAAAAACUGUAAGUCACCAUUGAAAGCGAACAACAAGGGUGCCUUAUGUGAAAAUUGCAUUUCGAAAGCUCCAGAAUUAUACUGUGACGCAUUGGCUCAGAUGAAUUACUUGGAGAACAAGUUUUCCAGGCUCUGGACAGAGUGUCAAAGAUGCCAGGGAUCACUUCAUCAGGAGGUUCUUUGCUCCAACAAGGAUUGCCCGAUCUUCUACAUGAGAAAGAAAGCAGAGAAGGAUGCUUCGCAACAAGUGCAAGAGCUUCAAAAAUGGGACGAAACGGUAUGGUAG